AUGAACUACUUUUGGAAAUCUGUUCGCACCGUGAGCUUCUUGCUUGCGUGUUUUGCUGCCAAUUUUCCAAUGUUGGAUGCCACGAAGACACUAUACAUAGGAGGUUUAUUUCCAAUGAGUGGUUCCUCUGUAGCUUCGGCAGGAAAAAUAUUUCUUCCUGUAAGCGAACUGGCAAUUGAUAUGGUGAACAACCGCACCGAUUUGUUAAACGGUUACCAAUUGCAGCUCAUAUGGAAUGAUACACAGGUAUCCAAAAUCAUUUUUUUUUGUCUGUUGGUUACAUCUCAGAGUAUAGUCACUAAAACUCAAAUUAUUUGGUUUCUUAACAACUUCUCUAGUAGUGAAUUUCAUUACAACUUCAUCAUUUGCGCGACAUUUUCAGACACAGGCAAAACCAUUUACAAUACCUUGAGUACUGUGGGAAGUUUAGGAUGACCUUUGAUGACAUGUCGCAUUACAACGCUGACAGCCUAUGUGUAAGGGAUAAGUUAAAUACUUCAAAAUUAUAUUCUGUCCUGUCUCUCUCAAAAUCGCUUCUCUCCACAGUCAUUUCCCCCCCCCUUGUGAAAAAUGGCCGUUGAACAUUCAAACUUUUUUCGUUUUGAAAUCGACGCGUUGUUUGAUCGCAAAAAAAUUCCUUUGGUUACGCACACGAAAAUAAACGACUCAGCUAUUAUUCUAUUUAAAAGGAAAUUUAGCUCCCAAAAUGAUGCAAUAUACAACCUUAACAAAGGAACAAUAGGGAAAUGAUAUCUAGAGCGUAAUUAUCUUAAAAGUGUUUGGAUCAAAAUUGGUGUAGACUUGAACAGAUUUUCGUUGUCAUGGCCUGGAAGAAUCUAUAUCGUUAACUGCACUUCAAAGUCAACAAUGGCCUAUUAAAACUCUCAGAAAUAACUUCCGAAGGGAACGAAAAGUCAGUAUUCAGUACUACUGAAAUGUUUUACUUUACGAAACUUUGUUUGAAAACAUUUCAGGCAUUGAAUUCUUAUGUUAGACGAAACAUUUUAUUCUUUUUGUUAACAGAACGUGGCUGUAACAUUUGUUUGCGGCAAACGCUUCUUGAAUAUCACUUCCGCUAGUUUGCUUUGGGUUUUUCGAGAGCUUUUCGAAAACCACGUCAAAAUAGGCCGGCUUUUCCUGACGCCCUUCACAUUCAUUAUGGUUUCAUAUUGACCAAAAAUUUUGUAGUUUGGUUUACAAAUUUAGAAAAUGAGCGAAGUCUUGUUAUGUUGUCUUUAUCCACCACAGAAAGUGAACACUGUGAACACUCAGUUGAAAUACAAUUUUCAAUUUCGAAUUCCUUUUCAAAUCGGACCAAAAACUUCAUUGAGUAGAAGACCAUUGUAAAUACAGUUCGAUUGUUGUUGACAUUCUAAGGCUCUUGUUCAUAGCCGUUUUGGUUAAAAAAUUAUGGAUUAUUCCUUCUAAAGCUUGCAAUUAAAUUCAAGGGAAAAUGAGUUUAAAAUUUGAUAUUUCCUCCUCAACAGAACCAUUGAAUCAAGCAAAAAGUCGAGCGAACAAACGCUUUGUCCUCUUGAAAAUCAAUGCAGCAAUCCAGUUUCGCGUGAAAAAUUUAUUGACCCGAUCUUCCAUUUUAUUCAUUCAACUCACGGCUAUCGUCUAUGUGCCCUCGACUAUGUGAGCGUCAGAGUUUAACAUAAUUGAUUUUCUCGUCCGCUAAAAUCUUAAACUUCGACGUCAUAACCUUUGUUUUGGAAAUUAUCUAAUCGUUAUUGCACAAAAGGCUCUAUUUGAAAGUCUUUCUACACAUCAAGUAUUGACUUGUUUAUCAUGAUGAUAUGAGCGCAAUCUGUUUUUCAUAAUUCUUCAGCAAUUUGAACUGCUAAGUCAAAUUUCAUACCUUUUCAAGGUAUUUGUAAUUACGUAGCGAAAUAUCGGGCUCGCUUUUCCAUAUUUUGUUUAUUCGUAGUUAUGAAGCAAUUUUGACGUCGAUGCUUAAAUUAGAAAUAUUCUUGUCAAACUUAAUUGCUUUCAAAAUUAGGAUAUGACAAAAUUUUCGUGCUUUAAUUGAUAACCAAAUUACCAGACUGUGAAAUGAAGAAACUUUUCUCCGAAUGAAAUGAUUCCCUUGGCGGCUGUUCGCUGAAGUCUGUAAUAAGUAAUUUCUGGCUUAGUUUUCCGCUCUAGAAAAAUUUUCAAUGGCUAAACAUUUUGGCGAAACAGAAAUCAUCAAGUAUUUCAUAUAAUGGUCUCAUUCUGUUCCAAUAAGGCAAAAUAAUUAACAACUAUUGACAGAGGAUUGUUAUCUUUUUACAACAUUGAUAUUUGCAAAAUCACGCGAUGGUCGAAUUUGAAUGAUUUAGCGCGUUUAAAAUUCCCUUUUGUCUUUGCCCUGAGGUGAAAAAUAAAUUGCAACAAUAUUCACUACACUUACCACAACUUGACCCCCAAAUCUCUUGUUGUGAAAAUGAGAUUCAAUUUAUUUUUUUUGGCACGAGUUGACCCGUGUUACCCCACUGGAGAGCAGUCUCCCGUGUUGUGAUGUACGUAAUAUUUACGAAAUGCGUCAUCUCCCACUGUUACCUAGUUGCAAUCAGCUCUUCAGUCAAUUUAUCAAGUUUCAUUAUCGGUUUCUUUGAUCGGAUGUCUAGAAGAUCAAAACUUGCAGGAGGUAAAUCCAUUUCAUAACUUGCCUGAAGCAUUUUCCCAUUUGUCGUGAAAUCAAAGCCAAAGUAGAAAAAGCAGUCUUUGAGGAAAGCGGUAACUAUCACGAGCAAACUUCCCAAAGCGCGGGAAAACGCGUGUGACCAAGUUGCGAUUGGUUUUAGUUUUGUAUCUGAUUGGUUGAGAAGGAAGCGCGAGUUUUCCGGACCAAUAUGAAAUUACUUACAACUCUAUGUGAGUCUGGUGAAAAAGGAGAAUAUUACGGUUCUUAACGUUAUUUCAUUUUAGAGCUGGCAAUACAUCUUGUUUCAUGCAACUUAAAAAGCUAUGAGGCUGGUAGGAAAUGAUAGGAAAGUCUCAAAAGCGUGUUGCUGCCCUCUUCUGACCCGGGUUUUGAGUAGUGGUCAGUGGUGGUCAGAAAUGGAUUAUACUUAUACGAUUCUAAAAUUUGUUUUAUUUUCUGACUAAUUCACGGCAGUGUGACCCAGGACAUGCGACAAACUCGCUGUUUGAGUCCCUUCACACCAGGCCCCCAAUGAUAAUGCUCCUAGGGGCUGCUUGUUCAUCAGUGACCCGAGCCACCGCACAGAUCGGCAAGCUCUGGAAUCUUGUACAGGUAAAUAGUAAAUUAUUUAACUUUGGUAUCUUCUUAAAAGUGAAUUCAUGGAAAUUUUGUUUUGGAGAGGAAUAUGCCAGAUAGCUUGUACAAAUAACAAUGAUUGUGCCUGAAACAAUUCCUUAUAAAAUGUAGAGGUAAAUUUCGACGAAUUAACUCUUAAAUGUUGAGGUGCAUUUGCUAAAUCUAAGAAGGUAUUUGCUAAAUCUAUCGAGGUAUCAGAACUAUCUUCUUCUGGAAUCUCUACCGAAGAGAAACACAACAAAGCCGUGUUUGGCAUUCACAAUAAGGAGAUUCCAGCUGUUGUUUUGAAGAGGAACGCUAUUUUUUUAUAAUUACUGACCCUCAUAAAAUCCUAUUGUUCUCUCUCUGCAUUAUAUCGGCGAUUUCAGUUGCAUUGUUGGUGUACCAAAACAUCAAUAUGAAGGGGCGACUGAAAUCGUCGAUGUAAUGCAGAGAGAGAACAAUAGGAUUUUAUGAGGGUCAAUAAUUAUAAUAGUUAAUUACUGAGGUUCGCAGCAUUAUUGGGUAUAAUGCUGCGAACCUCAGUAAUUAUCUAUUAAAUAAUUACUCGGAGGUCGUGCACGUGUAAGCGUUGUUCUGCGAAUGACAAUUUGUUUACUAUUCAAAGCCAUACUCCCAUAGACAAUCCAUUGUCAUUGUGGUUUUUUUUUUUCAUCCAAGCACUGCAUGUACAAUGAGGUAAGGGGUUAUACGGAAAUCUUGCCAUUUUUAUCCUGGAUAGAAGCGAUCUCUGGUUUGCCGAAACAUUGAAGCGCUAGCUUAGAGUCGUGACCCUUUAACUCCCAUGAGUGACCGAGAGAGAAUUUCUCCUUACCGUGUCGAUACAAUAUCAAGUAAACAAGUGAUGAGAAUAAAGAAAAAUAUCAAUAAAGGGAUUACGAUUUGAUCCAAUAUUAAAUUCUCUGACCUAACAUCGUAAUAAUUGUAUGGCGAACAAUAAGGAGAAUUACUAAUGAGAUCUUGGGAGUGAAAGGGUUAAACGCGUGAAUGCAAAGCUGCGUGGUUUAGAAAAUAGUGUAACCAGACAAAGCGUGAUUAGGAACAGUCGCCAGUCCUCACGUCUCAUUUUAAUUGACAGGUGUCAUAUGCCUCCACUGCCAGCGAUCUAUCCAAUAAGGAGAAGUAUCCCAUGCUAUACAACAUUGUACCACCUGACUCUGCAUAUAACAACGCGAGGAUAGCUUUCUUAAAGCACUUCAAGUGGAAGAGAAUUGCUACUAUUCGACAAAAUAGUUACGUCUUUGAUGAGGUGAAGUAUCGAUCAAAUAGCGACAUAAUUAUGGUAACAUUUGAGUGGAACAAAAAGGUCAAAAAUAAAUUAAUACAUUGGUAUUUAAGAGACUGACAAGGAGAGUUUAAACGACAAUUAAGAGCCUCGUCGGUUCGUGAGCGUUUCCUUCAUUCUCAUGACCUUAAUUUUUGAUUCAACAGUGAUGCUGGAUGUAAGAAGAAAUUAGAUGCUAGUCACUCGAAGGGGUUUGGAGGGGGGAGGGGAGGUGGCGUGAUAAGGGUGGGAAUUUAAGCGCCUAAAUUCUCAAAUAUCCAGCCUAAGUGAGGACCGGAGGAAAGUGAAAUUUACUAUGGUGUAUUCAUGUUAGGACUUUGCGUUUUCAUGGUUUACACUAUGCACUUCACGUUGAAAGUGUUAAAAUUAAAAUACUAUCUUUCAGGUUAUGGACAUGCUCCAAGAAGAUCUUAUAAACAACAACUUCGAUCUUAUAGCCACGGAACUGUUUCAUGACGAUCCUAAGAUUCAGGUUGAAAAUCUGAAGGUAAGGUUUCCUGAAAAGAAAUCGAGAGUUACUUAGCUACGAUUAAUUCCUGAGAAGUUUUCAUCGAAUUUGUAUUAACCUCAACAGAAGAGAGACGCCCGCAUCAUUGUUGGGAUGUUCUACGAAGACAAGGCUCGGAGAGUUUUUUGCGAGGUGCAGUAUUCAAUUACCACGCGAUUCUUUGUUAUAUGCAUGCUUUCUGCUCAUUUCAUUCCUCAAAUGUUGCAUGAUAUUGGCGUUUCAUGCAACAUGCACGGCACAACAUUUUAAUUCGCAAAGUAGCUUGUUUGAACGAUAGGCAGAAAGGAUUUGUGACUUGUGUGUCCUUAAUUACCUUUAGUGGCCCCUGUGUGUUUUUACCCAAAUGUUCUGUAUUAUUGCCGUUACUUCUAACACGGGAGGCAAUCAGACAUAGCAGAAGAUUUUUAAUUUGUAAGGAAACUACUUGGUUAGAAAGCUAAAAGUAAAUUGUGAGUUCAUGUGUGCUAAAGUGACUUGCUUUACGUCUGCUCUUAACAACAUGCAUGUCACAGGCAGGCUAGUGGAAUUAGGGCCGACUCGCGGACUAAACUUCGAGUCACGUUGAUCUUUCACCAUACCUUGCUUCGUUUUCUUUGGUGUAGGCAUACAAACAAGAAAUGUACGGAGAGCACUACAUGUGGUUGAUAAUGGACUGGUACGACAACAAACCCUGGUGGCUCGUUAAAGAUGAUAAAAUUGAUUGCACAGAAGGACAGAUGAGAAUGGCGACCGAGGGCUACUUUUCCGUUGAGAGUGCACGGAUUGUUUCCAACCAGGAACCCACUAUAUCAGGAAUGGUGAGUUGAAUAGCGUGUAAGGGUGAGGGUGUAGCGUCCGCAAUCGGACGGAAGUGUCAGAAAUCUGACGAAAGCGUCUGAAAUCGGAGUGUGACGUUGGAAAUCGCACGAUAGCGUCCGAAAUCAAAAUUUUUGACAUAAAGUGUUGAAAAACGAUAUAAAACUGAACGAUUGAGUAACAGACUGACUGACUGACUGACUGACUGACUGAAUGACUGACUACUGACUGACUGACUGACUGACUGAAUGAAUAAAUGACUGAUUGACUGAUUGUCUUAUUGACAGACUAAAUGACUGACUAACUGACUGACUAAAUGAGUGACUGACUGAAUGACUAAAUGAAUUAAUAAAUAAACGAUUGACUGACUCAAUGACUGACUGACAGACUGACUGACUUACUGAUUGACUUAAUGACUGACUGACUAACUUAUUGACUGACUGAAGGACUAAAUGAAUAUUUAAUUAAUCGAUAGACUGACUGUUUGACUAACUGACUGACUGACUAAUUGAUUGAUCGAUUGGUGUAUAAGGAAAAUUCCACCAACGUUUCAAAAUAUUAAACGAUUUUCUUUACUCUGUAGACCUCCGAAAAGUUUCUACAAACCCAUGUCAAGCCUAGUGGAAACAAUACAGAUCUUUAUGUUCCCUUCGUGUUUGACUCCAUGUGGACGAUUGCUCUCACAUUGAACAAGUCUAUGAGUGAAAUCCGCAAAACCUUGAACAGAUCCCUAGAAGAUUUUACCUACCAAGACAGUGGCAUGGCGCAAAUUUUCAAGCAAACGUUGAAAAACCUGGAAUUCCAAGGGAUUACGGUAGUGACAUGCUAAUAAUUUUUUCACCGUAACCCUCACCUACCGCGGGCUCUCUUCCCUCGCUUUGAGUUAAAAAUGAAUGCUCCGUGCUUUUGGCUGAGCCGGAGGCAAGACAUAUAUUCAUUCUAGAUAUCAGCUUCCAAUCAUAGAGAAAUGAUUAAUCGUCAACCUGUAUUUUCGCGGCUGCUCAACUAAAAGGAGGUUAUCUGUCAGUCCACUGAUCAAGAAUCAAAUUAAAUAUUUUACCUUUGGGUUUUAUGAUAUUCAUAACGAUAAGCAAAUUUUCAAGCAUUAACGUUUAAAUUUGUUUAUUUCGUAGGGAAAAGUGACGUUUUCAAGUAAAGGGGAAGGAACGAAGCCCUCAUACAUAAAACAAAUGCAAAGUAAGUUGAUUCAUUCGAUUUAAUAUUUUGGACACGAGUGGCCGAUUUUGGAGUUUGAACCCCAAUGGUCGACCUGAGAUUUGGACAGUAACGCCCAAUUUUGGAUUUUGUACUGACAAAAUGUAAAAUAAUACGAGCACCUUCUGAUUAUAAAUCUGCAUUUUGUUCCAAUUUACGGACGAGAUCUUUACCUCGUGCUAAAUCGAGUUAAUUAUUGACGUCGCAUCUCGUGAACUUUCAUUUCUUUGCUUUCAAACAGACGGAAUUUCGAAGAUAUUGGGCACAUACCACCCUGAUACCGAUAAAAUUGUGUUGGAUGGUGCUCAAGUCUUAUGGAAAGGUAUGUUUAGGUAACAUCAUUCAUCUGAGUAAGUAAACAAACCUUUGCUCAUCAAGAACUGGAGCUCCAAUUAAAAGCCGACUCGUUAAGGCAGCAUGUGUACUGUUCGAUACCUGGCUUCUUUUCUUGAGACAAUGAUAUGUGCGAUUUUGGUGUCAAUAUCCUUCAAAGUUCCGAAAAUAUCUUACGACUUCCGAACAUAGACGAAUAUUGCCGAAGAUUUUUCGAUAAAUUAUGAAGGUUAAUAUAGUUUAUCGUAAUGAAAAAUUAAAUGAAGACUGGGGCUUUUCUUAGAAAAAUGAAACGAACGUAAAACAAAAAGAUUUUCCACUACUUCCAAAUUCCAGCCAUGUCCAUUCUUUUUUCCUUAGCCUCAUGUAAUCGCACACUUGUAAAACAGGUUUUGAGAAAAGGAGAUAUUUCUGUCGUGAAAAAUUACCCCCAUAUUCCGUGACAGUAUUCCUCUACUUCUCGUCUUUGAACGUUAAGGUGGCGCUCCUCCAACUGAUGGCAAAGUUACCAUUUAUGAGAUACAGUACGUUUCUACGCCACUGUUUUGUGUCAUCGUUAUUUUGACCAGCGGAGGCAUUUUAUUGGCGGCGUACUUCCUGCGAUUCAAUUUUGUUCAACGAAUGCAACGGUAAGUUAGGGAAGCUACGUAAUAUAUGAUUUGUGAAUGGAUGUUUUGUGUAUGUCCGAUGAUGAAGACAUUGAAUGGUAAUAUUCCUCCUCCGCUUCACGCCAUAUGUGACAUAUUUUUUACUAAGUUAGGUUUUCGUUUUUUCCUUCAGCCAUAUCAAGUUAUCAAGUCCAAACCUUAACAACGUGAUAAUCUUAGGAUGUGUAUUGAUCUACAUAUCUGUUUAUAUGAUCGCCAUCGAUGGUAAAUUGGUGGACACCAGCACACUAACGGGCCUGUGCAGGGUAAGUUUAUCUGAGUAAAUAUUCUCCUAUACACAAGUCUAAAGAGUUUUAUCUAUAUCAGCUAGGGGCUUAGUAUAGUAGUAUACAUAGCCUCCUUCCGUCUAGCCAAUAGUAUCAAUUGGUACUAGGAAUCUAAUGUAGAAACUUUAAGCCAACCUCGGAGGAUAUGAAUACUUUCGGUUGCUUUGAGCUAAGGAAACCAGGAUGACCUCUAGGUGUAGUAAGUCAUAAGUUUUGUCGGAAUUUAGUGCAAAGUUCAUGUUGAUGCAAUCAUCUUACCAGCUAAGGAAUUUCCUUGUCAUUUCAGGCUCGAGGUUUUCUCUUGUCCGUUGGUUAUAGUCUAGCGGUUGGUGCAAUGUUCUCAAAGCUGUGGCGAGUGUAUCAGAUUUACAGCAACUUUAGACCUAAAGAAAAGGUAAAUUUCGACAAUCUUUUCACAAUAUCAAAGCUCUGACCAAAGAAAAUAACGUGACCAAUCACAAAAAAUGUACGUAACGCAAUGGACCACUUACAAUUUAGGGAAACUGCACGAGACCGUCGCAAAGGGCGGGAAAACGUACGUACCCAAGACGAGAUUGCGCUUGCAUUUACCUCUGAUUGGUUUAAUGGGGCUUAAGAUAGUGAAAAAUAGCGAAAAUUAAAGUGAGAAAAAAAGAUUUGGCUUUGGGAUUCAGCUCAAAAUUACUGUGUCAUACAAGUCUUUCCUGUAUUUACCACAAGCAGCGAUGUGAUCUUAAAAGAACUGUGCACUAGGGGUGCAUAAGCGGCAAACAUCGCCAGGAAGGAUCGUCUCAUGAAAAUUGAACUCUUGCUCUGGACGUGGCUAUGAGACCUUUGUCCAUAAUUUUCACAAUCUUUGCUUCCUCAGACACUCAAGUAUAAGGAACUUAUUGGUUUCGUGGUAGUUUUGGUACUGAUUGACAUAGUUGUAAUGUCUCUGUGGAUUGGAGUGGAUACACCUGAGAUUGUUACAACUGACAUACAGUCGCAGGUUAGUCAGUCGGGUUAAAGCGAUCAAAGUACAAUUUCUAUUUGAUGUUUCAUGGCACAGUCACGUGAAAGGGUCGUGGGAAUAUAGAUCAAGAACUUCCGACUUUCAGCCAAUUGCCGACCAUUCUCGAUCGACUAUUGAUCGACUUUUUAAAGUAUAUUCGCCACAUGCCACAACCUUCAAAAAUAUAUUAACAUACCUGUUUCUUUUCAGAUUAAGGAAGAACCUCAUUUUAGAAUUAUACCACAGGAGCAAUACUGUACUUCCAGAUACUUCACCACUUGGUUAUACAUUCUGCUCGGCUACAAAGCUCUCUUAUUGGUGAUUGGAUGCUUAAUCGCAUGGGUCACACGUGAGGCAAAAGUCCGCCUGCUCAAUGACUCGCGUUACGUGUGCAUGAGUGUGUAUAAUAUAAUACCUUGCGCUCUGGUGGGUAUACCGCUGGCCUUCCUGAUUGAUGGUCACAUUAACGCGCUUGUGGCGUGUGUCUCGUUUUUUCUGCUCCUUCCUACAACAGUGACACUUUGUUUGCUUUUUGUACCGAAGGUGAGCAAGAAACGAGUUUUUCGCAGAUAAUCUCAGAAUAAUUUCUGUUAUUUGCGUGCUUUUUGUUUCUUCACUCUUCUUUAAAAUUUUCAUUCGUGCGACGCACUCGCCGAAAAGGAAAGAUUGCUUGUAGUCUAGGGGGGAACUUAUUUUCUACAAGCUUUUCUUUUGACGAGUAAGACCUACCAACGACAAAAACAGACACGAUGACAUAACAAACGUUAUAACUUAUCAGUCGAAAUAUUGAUAAAUGACAAAUAUAAAAUAUAAAGGGCCUCCUAGAGGGGGUUGGGAUAUUUAAUAAUUUUUUGGCGUAUAGAAAUCCUUUUUCUGGUAAUAAUGGCUGAAUUCUGAUUGUUUUGUGACUACCUACUCAGGACGUCUCCUGCCUACAAAGGUCAACGAGUGAAAAAGGUUAAGAAAGUUUCUCAACACUUUUAUAUAAGACGUUUUUGUUCCUGUCGUAGAUUUUGAAGCUCAAAAAGAAUGCGGAGGAGCAAUUUCGGAUAUCUGCUCUACAAUGUCCUACACGAAACGUAAUGGAAGUAAAUUACGAUUCGCUUGAUUCAUCUCAUUCCGUCAAUGAUCCCAAUGCGGAUUCAAAACUUCAGGAAGAGAUAGCCACGCUCAAGAAAGAAAUACGUGCAAUUAAACUUAAACACGGAGAAAAUGCAAUUCCAAACCUGUCGGUUAGAAUCACCGACCCUGUUGAAAAUGGUCGGGAGGGGAAAUAUUUCGCUCAACUGCCUGUAAGACUGCUGACUAGACCACAACUUAACAAGCGGGCAGUUACGUGUCAUACCACUCAAGAAUUGUGCGUUCGAAAGAGGCGUAAACGUCGGUCAUCCUCGUUUUCCGGACCGUAUUUGCAACGGGGAUCACUCGACAUUGGGUCGUUCUUUUCCGAGCUCGCUGAUCCGCUAUUGGUGCUGAAAGCGGAGAACCGAGAACUGAACAGAAAGCUGCAAGAGGCGAGAAUUUCCGAGGCGGGAAAGCUGGCUAAAGUGUGGCAUGAGAAUGCGCAGCUUCACCGCAAGAUUGUGGAGCUCAACCUCAAAAGUGCUCCGGGCGAAGAGGCUGAAAAAGUGUCACGUCUCCUUAAGGAAAAUGCGGAGUUGAAGAAGCAGUUGGGAGAAGUCAGUAUUUUGAAUUCAGUUUGGUGUGAUGUAACGCCUCAAAUACAGAGAAAACAGAACGAGGAUAGAAAAAUUUCGAAAGAUUUAAGAGAGGUAAGAGACAUUCACGAAUGGAAAUUAUUUCUGAAAGUAACACAUACUGUGGCUGAAGUUCCAUCUUUUAAGAUGCAAAGCUGUUCCGCCUAUCCAGAACCUUUUAUUUAUCAAUCUAUUCAUUCAUUUAUAUUUAGCUUGAUUGCUCGUUUUUAAGCUAGUUUUAGGGCCUAGGAGGAUCCCGCUCAAGAAAAUACAGAGUCGGCGGAGUAUUUUCUGAACAUGGGGGGGGGGGGCUCCUGGUGCAAAAAUAUCUUCACAUCCCCCCACUCGAAUUCUCCCGAAUUCCCUAAAGUGCAAGCAAACCUAUUUGCCUGCUGAACAACCAAACCAUAAUCGAUUGCUACACCGCAUAAAUAAGCAGUUAUUGAGAAAAAAUGUCUAAAAGUAGCUCCCUCUCAACCAAUCAGAUGCAAAACUGAAGCCAACUGCGACUUGAAGGUCACUCGUGUUCUCCUCCUUUUCAGACAGCCUCCUUGUUUCUGUGCCCUCAUUGGUCGUAAUAAUAACUAUGCUUUUAGUUUAUUGAAUAAACAACCAAAUAGCGCCCUAACUUGAGCGAGUGAAAUUGUAUAAAUAUGGGAUUGGCUUCGGAAUAUCGACCCUCUGUCUUAGUGUGCAAAUCAUUCAAGCCGAAAUAAUAAUUUCAAACUGAGAAUUUUGUUUUUCUCCUCAACAGCUUCAGCAGCUGCUUAGUGUGGAUCUCGGUGGUCACAGACCGGGAUCUUUCCGUCCAUCUCCUGUCACAAGACCACCUCCCAUUGGCCGCUCCCAGUCCUCGUCCGAGUUGCACUGCACCUGGAACGGAACCCCAUGUGGUGACAAGAAAAGACCCAUUAGCCCUUUUGCAACAACCGCCAUGAAACGAUUUAGCUUUGAGGGCAUCGACAAAAGACAAGAUUUCUGCCCAAGCACUGAAAAUCCAAGAGCUGGAACAACGACGGCGGAGGCUGAAGCAGUUAAAUCUUUGACGAUUGUAUCGGAAUCUCCUCAAGCUGUGAUAAGCGAAACCAGAAGCACGGGAAAAGCUCCCACUAUUAUUCGUCGAGAUAACAUAGAUGGUUGCGAGUCGGAGAAAGAAAUUUCUGGCAUCGGCGAAAGAACCAAUAUGGGAUUUAGCAGUGAUGAGGAUGAAGAUAUAAUUCAUUUGAAGUCGGUAAACAAAAUGGAUGAAAAUCUUGAGAAACCUUCCAUUUUUAAUCACGAGAAAGAAGAUGUCAUGAUAAGCAGCCAAAAUGUAAUUCCGAAGAUCGUGCGUCAGGAUCGGCUCUUUUCGUCAGAACCAAAAGACCAAAGCAUUUCCGAUCCAAAGUCCAAUUCUUAUUGUGAAUCAUCGGACGAAAGUGUUCAAAAUCGUUUUGGUGUUGAGACUUCUAGAGUGGUACUCGAUGAAAAUGACAAUUUGCAAAGUACUGUAAUACUACUAAACCCAUUAGUGGCUAAUGAUUUCGAUACAAAUCAAGAAUUUUCUGCGGAAAUAAAGAACUUUUCAGGUCAGACUGAAGAAAAAGUGGAAUUGUCAGACUCAAAGACACUUGAUUCCCCAGUACAUGAGGCAAAUCCUACACGAACACAGAAAGCUUCAUACGACCGAAGUGCAAAGGACUUUCCGGCUUACAUGAGGAAAGUGCAAAGAAAGAAGGAGAAAAAGAAAAAUGACAAAAUAGAAAAAAUAUUCUUUGUAUAAUCAAUUCUGACAAACAAACUUAUUAAUCAUCGAAGUAUUUGCUCAAUUAAUUGGUAUCUUGUGGAAGCGUCAAGGGAAAAGGAGAAAACAUGGAGUCUUAUCUGAAAUAUAAAGAUGCAAAAAAAAAUUCUGCUGUCAUCCAUCAUCACUGGGGCUGAGAUUGGGGUGGAGACUGGGCCGAGUUUGCCAAAAGGGAGUUUUAAAGGAAUUACCUGACCCUUCCUCGGAAAUUUAUUACCUGACUCAUAUUUGACUCAUCAGAACAAAUACGUUUCCAUGCUAUUAGAUUUAUUUCAGUUUUCGCCAAAAUUUUUCACAAUUUCACAUUCCUUUUCAACUCGUUAGUGCUAAAUCUGCGGAGUUGUUCUAAAAAUUUUUCCUUUAAUCUCUAAGGAAGGCUGUUAAUAUCCAGGUUUUGUCUCCAGGAGAUCCCGCUAUAUUACUGGUUGCCGGCUUGUCGAGCCUGUUAACCCUCCAAUGGCCUACAUACAGGGACCGCGAUUCCUGUAUCAAAUACCAGAGCCAUACAUAUUGUCCCCUCCGGACAAUCUAGUACUUCAGCUUCCGUUGGCGAACAAGCUGAAGGAAGAAAAAAGACAUAAACGAAGGGAACGGUCAUUAUUGCUUGAGUUAUGAUAACAUUUACCUUAUCCCUUUAUAACGCUAUGUAAUUUACUCAUGAACCUCUCCCCUGAUUGACAAUUAAUUGGCAGUCAGUCAUUUUUCCAUUCUACAUUGGAGACGACUGAUCCCCCCUCCGCCCCCCCCCCCCUUGAAAACCAUGUAAUCCCACGCCAGGUGAUGAAAAAUGGCUGGCUCCUUAUUCAACAACUAGUUGUCCCUGAGAUUAGGUAGAGACUGCCUAAAUGCACCAAACAUAGUCUGUUAGAAGAAAAUACAUUAAGAGUUCGAAUCUUAUAAUAUAAAGCAUGACGCUCUGACCUGUUAAAUAUCAUCAUGAUCUGGGGCAAAGCGAAAGUUUAGUCUGUGUUUUUGUUUCUGUAUAAAUUAUGUUUUGUAACUGAUGGAGAUGAAGUUAUACAAUACUCUUUUGCUUGCACUAUACUAUAACUGAGGCGGGUAAAAUUUUUAAAAAGAAUCAAGAAAAUAGGAAAUUUAAUCUUGAAGGGGAGAUAUUUCGGUCUGCAGGGAAAAACUUACGUCGCCAGAAUUCUUUGACAUCACCUAGAAAACAAAAAAAAAGAAACGAUCUAAAGGUUUUAUAUAACCUCUUUCGUACUGUUACAAGAAGUUAAAGCAAGUUUUACUGGGUAAGGACUGAAGGAAAAAGCCAGAAUGUUGAAUGAUUUUUAACAAGAUGAUAUCAGUUUUUGUACUCAUCGUGAAGGGAAUCACUUGAAAAGAACGGAACACUUUGUAAAGUAGAAAUAUACAAACUGCUCGAAGAGGGUAGCAAAUAGUUCAUGCGUGACACGCGAUUAGGCCCAAAAUUAAUGCGAGAGGCUUGAAUUUUACAGAGGCAAGGUAAUGUGAGAUUUCAAGAUUUCCCUUUCGAUGCUUUAAAUACUUGAAAUAUAGAAUUUUAGAUCCACGUUUGGCGUGUUCACUGCUAACGUCAAACCGCGGUCAGCAGUUUGUGAUCAGAAGUUAGAAGUCUCGAGUUUUUCAGCUUUUUAGAUCGACGUCGGCUUUCAUCUGAGAAAAAGAAUCAUCAUGUGCGCCGCCAUCUUGAGUUACACAAAGGAUGGGGGUCCUUUAUUUCAAACACAAAAUGUGGCUAGAAGAUUGGUUUUCUAUCGUCCCAAACGGAUUGGUUGAAAAGAAAAGACUUCACUUCACGAACAUACAUGAGAACUUUUGAUCAGGAAGAAAAAAAACCGUCGAGGGAGUUCAACUACCUGAAACUGCCUUGCCCAAAGUUCAAACGUGGACGGCAAACGGCGAACGUGACCACUGGUCACACGUAUUCAGAAACAAAUGUGGAUCUAAAACUCCCUAAUUUUGAAAGAACACGUGCCGUGCCCUCCUCAAAGCGCAAAGAAGCACAAAACUGAGGUUCGAUUGGUUUAAGGUGGCGCGACUUUUCUAAACUAAUUGAAGAGAGUAAUGAAGACAAAAUUGAUGCGGUAAAGGAUUGUUUUGGACAACCAAUAUGAAAAUCCCUCGAACACGAUGCGUAUAGGCUAAGAGUUACAAUGACUUACGGGCUUUUCCCUUACCAGCUUCCACUGUCGCACAAACCAUCCAAACAAUACUAAUCAGAAUCAUAGCAAUCUUCAUUGUGAAUAAGUGUCUUCUUUUACACCUGAAAAAUAAAGCUUCUUGUCGUGGAAUAAACUCUUCUCUCACUCUAAAAUCUGUUGUGAAAUUUGCUUGUAUAUCGUCUAGUAUAUAUCAGACUAACAAAUAUAAAUAUUAAAAAGAAUAUUCUCAACCUUUUAAUUAAAUUUUUAAUAACUUUUUAAAUUGGUUUUUUCAAUUUUUUAUUUUUUAAUUAAUUUUUUUAAUAAUUGUUUUAAUUAUUUUUAAAAUUUUUUGAAUUAUUUCUUUAAUAAUUUUUUAAUUAUUGUUUGAAUAAAUUUUUCAAUUAGUUUUUUAAUUAUUUUUUUAUCUUUUUAAAUAAUUGCUUUUAAAUAAUUUUUUCAAUUUUUUCAAUUCACUUUUCAAUUCGUUUUUAAUUCACUUUUUAAAUUAUUUUUUAAAACUGAACUAGCGAGCAGCACUCGACGAUAAGUAGUUGUAAAACUUAAUUAUUAUCCGACGCGUUUUGUCUAACUGCCGUAAACUUCUUCAGGGAGUAUUACGGCAGUUAUCUCUGUAAGAGCGGUCCGGGGCAUUUUGCAUCGGAAAAAGUUUUGCCUCAAACUUUUCACAUUAAACUAUCUUCGGUAGUAAGUAAAUAAAACCACAUUGAGUUUUGGAAAUACGUCAAAAAAAGAUUUUUGAGAGCUCUCAAUAAUCAAAGCUGCAAAAGGCCCUGUUUUGACCUCCUGCGACAUCGAAAAUUUAACGCACGAGAUGCAGCAAUAAAUCGUUUGUAUUCCUAUGUGGUGUGAUAUCUAAGGGGUUUGCAAAGUAUUUCAAUUUUGAUAUGUGCUUAUACAGAGGUUUGCCAUAAAUUAUUAAAAUACACCCGUUAGUCAGCUUUCUGAAAUUGAUCGAAAGUGCUCUUUCAUUCUUGGGUGAUAUUUCUUAAGUCCAGACCGGACCAUUAAAAGAUCAGGUUGAUUUCUUCUAAUAAGAUGUUUGAAAGCAUAGAAAUAUAAAAACAUCUUGCACUUAUUCAUUUCCUUCGCCGUUGUGACUUUAAACUUUUGGUGAUUUGGCUUUGAAUUAUAAUUUGGCGCGAUAGCAGAAUUAUGCAAAUUAUCUGUUGAGCAAACUCCGUCAAUUCUAUAUCAGUAGCGUCAUAAAUCUUAGAUUAAAACCAUUUGCGAAAGGGAAGGUAGUAGGGCAGAGCUUUUAGAACACACUGAUUGAAACUCUACACAUUUUAAACGGCUAAAAUCUGGCAAAUGAUUCUGUCUCGUGACAAAUAAGCUGAACAAAACGUAUUGAAUAUCAUAAUAGUGACAUUUAGCACCAGGUUUUCAGAGGAAACCUCGAACGGCAAACCGGUGGAGGUCACGUUAUCAAGCCCUGUGGUCACGUUCGGAGUUCUCAACGCGCGUUUUCAACGCUAAGAGGUAGGUUUUUACGUAAGUGAUUUACCUGAAUGUUUUUUAUCCUGAAUUUGUUUUUAUGCCACGUACAAAUCAGAAAGGUAUGUAAACCAAUCUUUUUAGAACAAGUUUAGAUAUAUUUUUAGCGAACUAGACCCUGAGAACAGGGUAACUGGGAUACCCGGAUGGUACUGGUCCUUGGGAUCAAUUGUAAUGAUACUACGGGUGUCGGACUAGUAUACUGAAAUAGUGAGCUCAAGUCUGGCCAAGGGCAUACAUCUAUUUCCAAAAAGGUUGUCAUCAGGCGAUAGGUGAUAGGUCAUUCCAAGACAGAAAGGAAUCAUGGGGAUACAACUCAGUAAAUAGUUCUUGCUGAGUGUUGUACAUUUGUUUUCUUAACUGGAUAACAGUUUUUCUGUAUUGUAUUCUGUUACAAACAGAGCAAAUAUAGUAAGGACCUUCCCUAAUCUUACUCUGAAAAGCUGUGCCAUUAGGACUGAAUCUUAUAAUAUAGUACUUAACACUUUUUGCUUUUGUUUUCAUAUUAUUGUUUUGAAAAAUACAGCUGAAGCAAUAAUUUGAAAUCCACAUUAAAAAUCCAGUAUUAUCCUUUGUAUUAUCUGUGAUUGACUUCUGAGGCAAUAAUUUGCAACCAAGAGAUGUACAAAGGCAAUAUUAAUAUCUGCAUCAUAUAUUUGAAGUGUCCUUGGGAAACUAUUGAUAGUGGGUGGAUUGUUAUUGCCAUUGAGUUUUUCUUUGUAAAACUUGUUUGCACGGUCAGUGAUUCUAUCUAGAGUCUGUGAAUUCCAAUACCCACAAUAUUUGAUAAUGGAAAAACAAAUGCUAUAAAAAGAUGUGGCACAACAGCAUAACAAGGGAAUAUGAAUGGUUGUGAUUUCAGCAUCUGCAUGAUUUGCUUUGAGGGGGACAGCUGACAACUGUUGAUCAGAAAUAUCUGUCAUAUCAUAUUGUUUUUCAUUAAUAUGUACACCUUUGAGUUCAAAUAAAACAUUUGGAUUUUGAUAAAGACCUUCAAAAUAGUUUAUCAACUCAUUUAAGGUGUUAACUUCUAACAGCACACAAGUUCCUUAAGGAUGGCACAUACCAUAUGAAUCUCUAACAUGAGAAUCAAAUAUCUUAAACUUACCAUCACCAUUACAGUAAAAACCUACUGUAGUACUAAGGAUUGUUAAAAGAAAGAAAUUAUAAUUUUGUCCCAGCAAAGCCUGCAUAGCAUUAGCAAAUGACAUACAAUAAUUGAAUUCUUGUACUUCACAAAUACCAUUUAUAGUACCAGUAUAGCUUGGACUAUAUUGAAGCUAAUAAUUAAUAUUAAACACUAUUAUUAUUUCAGGUACUUCUGUAUACAGUAAAUAGGAUUGCUUGGAUAGACUAGAUAGACCAGAAUACAAUUCAUCAUCUAUGUUCACGAUAUUAACCAAGUCCAUUGAGGAUACAAUACCAUUCCUCUUGUUAUAUAUGAGGGAAAGAAAGUGACAUGGCUACACACUGUGUUUGUCAGUGGCAGCUUUGAAGAGGGAUGGUUGUAAUGUCUACUCGGUUUCUCUUCUAGACAGGCGUGACUCCUUAUCUGCCUCACUAUUUUCUUAGCCUGGAAUGUGUACUACCGUGAGCCAAACUUUACGAGAUAUGCACAACUCCCAAAUUUGUUUUUCAAGGCAGUUGUUUUCCCGAGAGUGGCAUGUGCCCAUUUGGUUUAUCGUGGUGUUAUUUACCAUAAGUUUGACAUGCUUGCCAGAAAUUGUACUAUCAAAUGAUUUCAGUGCAAGAUAGGCAGCAAGCAUUUCUAGAUAGUUAAUAUCAUGUACAGCUUCUUCUGGAGUCCAAUUUCCUCCAGUUGUGACUGUAUCAAAACAGCAACCGCAUCCAGGGAAAGAUGCAUCUGUUACCAUCAUGAUUUGGGGGUUCCCAUGGUUGAUAAGGUUAAAUGCUAAUGGUAAUGUAUCAACCUACCGUUUGAGGUCCGUUUUGGACUCCAGAGAUAAAGACAUGGCUUUCUCAAAAUUCCCGUUGCAUGUUACUAGGGCCUGUGUUUUAUCCAUUUCAAGAACCCUGUAGUGCAGAGAUCCACACAUAGCCCCUGGGAAACUAGACGUCAUUAGCCCUAAGGUCCCUUUACAUUCAAAUUAUAGAAACUUCUGGUUAUUACUGCUUAUUGGGACUGAAUAAUGGGCAUCUUUCAGAUCUAUGGAUGCCAUGUAACAUCCAGGUUUCAUCAUUCUGAUGGCAGUCCAGAUGUUUCCAUUUUAAAAUGAUGAUUAGUGACAUGGGUAUUAAAGUUCAAAAUCAUUCGAAAAGAACUAUCCUUCUUAGGCCUAGUAAAUACUGGGGAGAUAAAUCCCCCGGCCUCAUGAUGGCAUGGCUGAAUAACCCCUUUUUGGAGGAGCUGAGCAAUUUCCAAAUCAAUAGAUUCGGACUGAACUUCUGAAAACUUUGGUUUCCCCAACAGUUUUAACUGCUUCGACCAUGUACCAAGUUCAAUUUUUUGGCCAGUGACAGUCUCUAAAACUUCAGGAGCAGAGGUCAAGUCUUGCCAUAUGUAUGAGAAUAAACAGCUAUACAACCUGCUGUAAACAUUUGUGACUUGCACCGUAGAAAACGCUAAAAAAGUGAUGGCAAGAUACCUUCAAACUCGCUUACCCGAAUGCUGCUCAGCUUUUGCAUAGUGUCACUGGUUAUUUCCUGUCAUUUGUUUAGUCAGUCGACCGCUUUCUCCAGCUAUUGAAUUGAGCUGGUUUCCUGUAAGUCUGCGAUUUGAUGCACGGAUGUAAUUGAUGGCACAAAGCUACGACUUUCUGACCUGUUAAAUAUCAUCACGAUAUAGGGCAAAUACAAUGCGAGAUUUCAAGUUUUCCCUUUUGAUGCUUGAAAUACUGUUAAUGUUGAAAAUACACGUGCCACACCCUCCCCAAAGUGCAAAGAAGCGCAAACCAGAGGUUCGAUUGGUUUAAGGGAGUGCAACUUUUCUAGACUAGUCGAAGAGAGUAAUGAAGGAAAAAUGAAUGCAGUGAAGGAUUACCUAUGAUAACUAAUUGAAAAUCACUUGAACAUGGUGCAUGUACAUAAGUUUUUAUUUAGGAGUGAGGAACUUUUUUAUUUUGUCACGUACACGUUUUUACUUUUUUCCUAGUUUCCCAUUAACUCCCAAAAACCCUGAAUAUGUUCAGUGUGUAAUUCCCAUUGUUGAGAAUGAGGAAAAACAGACGUUUGCGUAAGACUUUGGUACAAAACACUGUACGGCAGAAAAGCAACAAAAAGAAAGUCAAUAGAAACGAGUAAAGAUAAGGAUUCACCAUGCAAACUUCGUAGCCUUAACACGGCCAUAGGAAUCAGGGGAGAGCAUGCCUCUUAUAAGAGAUUGGGGACCGAUUGUUAGAAAUGGCGGAUCGAUUUGGGACUAGUUGUGUGAAGAUGACGGCUUAAUUCUGCCUUUGGAAUCACGGGAUCAUUGAGUUCACUAUAGCGCCAGUAAUUCUUUUUUUUUCUGUUUCGUAACGUUAGCAAAAAGAACUGUUUCUCUUUUGUUGAUCUGGGGAUCCACCAGACAAAACAAGCUAACGUUGUAAAAUGUAUGUAAGCGGAGCCACAAUAAAUAAUCAGUUUUCUUACCCGAAGAGGUGGUAAAUUCUCAGAAAGCCUUCUGAGAAUUUUGUUUUUUCUUCAACAGUUUCGACAGCUUCCUAGUGUAGACCUCGGAGGUGGCACACCGGGUUCUCUCCUUCCCUCCUCUGUCACAAGACCACCUCCCAUGGGUCGCUCCCAGUCCUCGUCCGAGUUGCACUGCAACUGGCAUGGAACGGAACCCCAUCGGUGA
Pocillopora meandrina is the source of this 20225-nucleotide messenger RNA. Lineage: Eukaryota; Metazoa; Cnidaria; Anthozoa; Scleractinia; Pocilloporidae. The record is from the annotation of a GenBank genome assembly.